Messenger RNA from Lepisosteus oculatus (spotted gar), 1236 nucleotides. RefSeq names its product pepsin A-like. The record is from RefSeq and is a predicted model, not a curated record. Gene Ontology annotation, molecular function: aspartic-type endopeptidase activity. Gene Ontology annotation, biological process: proteolysis. NCBI's taxonomy places the organism in Eukaryota, Metazoa, Chordata, Actinopteri, Semionotiformes, Lepisosteidae.
AGCUUGUGAGUCUGCUGAGAGAGACGUGACAGGAUGAAGUGGGCGAUCGUGUUGCUGGGCCUGGUGGCCCUCUCUGAGUGCAUGACCAAGGUGCCCUUGUUGAAGAGGAAGUCAAUGAGGAAGGCGCUCAUGGAGCAGGGCAAGCUGGAGGAGUUCCUGCAGAAAUACCCCUAUGAUCUGGCAUCCAAAUACUCUCGCUAUGCCACCACCUCCAACCUGCCCAUGCACAACUACAUGGACAUCGAAUACAUUGCCACCAUUUCCAUUGGAACCCCACCUCAAUCCUUCAUUGUUCUCCCGGACACUGGCUCUGCCAAUCUCUGGGUGCCUUCCAUCUACUGCAGCAGCCUUGCCUGCUCGAACCAUCACAAAUACAACCCUAGCCUGUCCUCCACUUACCGUGCUCUCAACACCCCUGUGUCCAUCGCCUAUGGCACUGGCAGCAUGACAGGCUUCCUGGCCUACGACACCGUCACCGUGGGCGGCAUCAUUGACUCCAACCAGGAGUUCGGUCUGAGCCAGACUGAACCAGGCAACUUCCUGUACUACAGCCCUUUUGAUGGCAUUAUGGGUCUGUCCUACCCCUACAUCUCUGCCUCAGGAGCCACUCCUGUCUUUGACAACAUGAUGCAGCAGGGUCUGGUGUCCCAGGAUCUCUUCUCUAUUUACCUGACUAAGAAUGGGGCCUCAGGCAGUGUUGUGACUUUUGGAGGAUAUGAUUCAUCUUACUUCACCGGCCAGAUCAACUGGGUCCCUGUCACCUACAUGGGCUACUGGCAGAUUGCCAUUGAGAAUGUCAUGGUUAAUGGACAGGUGGUGGCCUGUGCCCAGGGAUGCCAGGGCAUUGUGGAUUCUGGCACAUCCCUGAUUGCUGGACCCCCAUCUGAGAUCUCCACCAUCCAGCAGUAUAUUGGUGCCACUCAGAACAGCUACCAGCAGUAUUCUAUCAACUGCCAGAACAUGGGUAGCAUGCCUAACGUGGUCUUCACCAUCAAUGGUCUUCAGUACACCCUGACUCCUUCUGCCUACGUCCGCCAGCUCUACGGUGCCUGCACCAGUGGUUUCCAGUCCAUGGCACUGCCGUCCGCCCAGGGAGACCUGUGGAUCCUGGGAGAUGUCUUCAUCAGGGAGUACUACGCCAUCUUCGACAGAGGCAACAACAGGGUGGGCCUGGCCCAGGCUGUCUAGGAUUUAGGAGCCAGGGGCACGUGUUGAUCCCCGCUCCCCAAAUCCUGU